CAACAUUUCUGACUGCUUGUGCCUAAGUCUAAAAUGAAACCCAUUGCAUUGAUAAUUCCGCUAUUUGUACCCAUUUGUUGUAUACAAAUUAAGGAGAAUUUUCCAAAUGUAAAGGUUCUUGAUACUAGCAACCAAUUAUCUGCCAGAAAUAAAAGAUCGCUAGUGUGGAAAGAGGGUGUUAACUGGGUAGCUCUGAUCUUUGGCAUAGGAAUACCGUUUGAAGUAGAUGAGCACAGUAUAAACAUGGGCAUGGUAAUGAAAGCAUACUAUCAAUUGCCAAACAACAGUACCUACUAUACUCAUCCAACGAUCAACUUUGAGCGCGGAAAACGAUCUAAUUCGCGAUGGAACAUUUAUAAACUUCUUCAAAACUUUAUUGAACGCAAUAAUUACAGCGAUGGAAAAGCUUGCUUAUUGAAAUCUAUUUGCGAAGUGGCUGCUGUUAGACUAGAAGAGCGAUCGGGAUUAUUAGCAGAAAUAGUUCAUACUGUAUUAACGCCUUCGACUACAGAGGAGGAAUUAGCAGAUUCCAACAAUUAUGAAUAUCACGCCGCAGAGAAACUUGGCAAAGAAUUCCGAGAUUGUAACAGAAUUUUUCCAGAUUGCGAUGUGAGCCCGUUAGAGAAGUUUUCAAGAUUUAUGCGAAUUAGUAAAAUUAUGUAUUAGUUCAAAUUUACUUUGAUUCAAUAUAUUUCCAUUGAACCACUUUUU
Molecule: messenger RNA, 711 nt
Organism: Dendroctonus ponderosae (mountain pine beetle)
Lineage: Eukaryota; Metazoa; Arthropoda; Insecta; Coleoptera; Curculionidae
Exons: 4
Coding region: 34-666 (210 amino acids)
Source: RefSeq, a predicted model, not a curated record